Anopheles gambiae (African malaria mosquito) is the source of this 804-nucleotide messenger RNA. RefSeq names its product basic helix-loop-helix transcription factor scleraxis. Gene Ontology annotation, molecular function: DNA-binding transcription factor activity, RNA polymerase II-specific; RNA polymerase II transcription regulatory region sequence-specific DNA binding; protein dimerization activity. The transcript has 2 exons. Lineage: Eukaryota; Metazoa; Arthropoda; Insecta; Diptera; Culicidae. The record is from RefSeq and is a predicted model, not a curated record. Gene Ontology annotation, biological process: regulation of transcription by RNA polymerase II; developmental process. Bases 126 to 515 code for a protein of 129 amino acids.
CGCUCCCUCCCUUGCUUUAAUCUCGUUGUCACUCGGCUAAACCGCAGUCGACUCGGAGCGGAACGCGCCCAAAACCCGCGUUUCAGUCGCGACGAAACCGCCCACCGCACCGGCAGUGUGGAACGAUGAGCCGCAACCGACGCAGCACCAGCAGCACGUCCGGCGAUUCCGGCAAGGAUCCACAGCUGACCUUCGACCAGCGGCUGCAGGCGAACGCGCGCGAACGCUACCGAACACACAGUGUCAACUCCGCGUUCAACAAUUUGCGCCUGCUGAUACCGACGGAACCGCCCGACCGGAAGCUGUCCAAGAUCGAGACGCUCCGGCUGGCGAAGAGCUACAUCUCGCACCUGAUCGCCGUGCUCGUGACCGGCAACAGCCAGCGGCCCUGUGCCAGCACCAACCAGCGCCCCCAGCCGACGGUGGGCGAGCAGGACGGUACGGGCGCCCAUCCACCACCCACCUACUAUCGCCAAUCAAUCUGCACGUUUUGCGUGACGCUCGACAAGUACUGAAGGAAGCGUCGUUUCGUUUCGUUGGUUGCAAAGUGUUUGUUCGGUUAUUCGACAAGUGCAUAACAAGUGUAAUUUUUUUUUUCUUUCCUAACUUUAUUACUAGUUAGCUUAGCUUUAAGCCAAAACCAAAACGAACGCACACAUGCACACACAUUGCAAUAGUAUUGUAAUGGUUAUAUACGUAAAAUCCUGCUCCACGACGUGCCAAGUCAUUUAAUGCUUAAUCGUGACCAAAGUGUAAAUUUCAGUAUUGUGUGGCUGGGGCGCGGUUCACGCGCGUGUUACUGUG